CGUUCGUUUUUCAGAAUACCCCGCCUCGAUUUAUUCUUCACCUUUCAUCACGCGACAUUUAUUCCCAUCGUGUUGCCGUGCCGCACCCCAGAACAUGUCUUGUAGGUCGCUGAGCCUACUCGGCGAUCCCAGCUCUGGUAAGACUCUUGUCGGAUGCCUCAUCUACAUGUGCGGGCUUGAGCUGUCACAAUUGGGGGAAUUUGAACGGAAAGGGAUUCACUAUGGGGACAUUCUGCCAUUCUACGAGGGAAGAGGGCAGUCUCUAUGUUUCCAUGCUCCAUCCGGCGUUUUUAGAGUUGAAAAAAGCCAAACGCCUGACGUUGCUAUCUGGGUUGUUGAUAGCUCGGACACGUUGACCUGGGCCACAUCGGCACAGAAACUGGCGGCUAUGCUGGAUAGUGGCGAGCUUCAACCACGUGAGAGGCUAAUAAUUGCAAUUAAUAAAAUGGACUCGGUCAGCUGGUCCGAAAAGACAUUCAAUGAUGCAGCUCACGUGUUCGGCGUUCUCAAUUUGAACGUGGGUACAUUCAUUAUUCCGGUUUCCGCUUCUAAAGGGCAGAAUGUACUUCCAGACUCGAGCGAGCCUUCGUGGGCAACCGGUCUAUCUUCACGACGGUCUGGGGUAUUGGGCAUGGUGUCGAGUGAAUGCUUAACAAGUCUAUUAGGAUAAAUACAGGCCCAUUUCCUCUUGAUCUAUUCCAUUAUCCAGUAUGGCAUUAUUAUUAGAAUGGAACCAGGGAUCCUUGUAUAACAAUGAAGAAACAUGAAGCCUGAUCCUCCUAAAAGGUCUUGUUAAUUAUAUCAGGGUUGUGUAGAUUCAGUCGACCAGCGACUCAAGAAGGCUACAUCAAGCCACCAGCUGCUUGAUUGGAAGUCGGAUAUGACAUGCUGCGGGGUCAUAUAUGAAUGACGGGUUACAAGUGUGAUGCUUGAAUGUCCGUGAGGCUGAGUCCCGACGGCCAAGACUGACACUAAACUUAGAACGAGUGCACAACUACUGCACACGAAUUCAUCUUUAUUAGGA
Messenger RNA from Fusarium verticillioides 7600, 1024 nucleotides. RefSeq lists its product as hypothetical. The record is from RefSeq and is a predicted model, not a curated record. The coding region runs from base 95 to 670 and encodes 191 amino acids. Gene Ontology annotation, molecular function: GTPase activity; GTP binding. The transcript has 5 exons. Lineage: Eukaryota; Fungi; Ascomycota; Sordariomycetes; Hypocreales; Nectriaceae.